CUGAUGAAGGCAGGAGUUGGAGAACCCAGAAGCCGGGCGGUGGGGAGGCUCAAGACUUGAGCUGUCGCCUGCCUCAGCACACCGGCUUCCUCCCUCCCUCCGAAGCCAUGGUCUGGAGGAAGCUGGGCUCCAGCAACUUCUCCAGCUGCCCCAACGGCUCCAGCCAGUGGAUAUGGGACGUGUUUGGCGAGUGUGCCCAGGAUGGCUGGGACAAGGCCAGCGUGGGCCUGGGCUUGAUCUCCAUUCUCUGCUUUGCUGCAUCCACCCUCCCCCAGUACAUCAAGGCCUGCAAGACGGGCAUCAUGGACCAGGCCCUGUCCCUGUGGUUCCUCCUGGGCUGGAUCGGCGGAGACUCCUGCAAUCUCAUUGGCUCCUUCCUUGCUGACCAGCUGCCCCUGCAGACCUACACAGCCGUGUAUUACGUCUUAGCCGACGUGCUGAUGCUGUCGCUGUACUUUCAUUACAAGUUUAAGAAACGCCCCUCUCUGUGGUCUGCCCCCAUCAAUUCUGUGCUGUUGUUCAUCUUGGGGGUGGCGUGUACCGCCCCACUGCUGAGUGGCGCUGGCUCGGUGGCUGCCCCCAGGGAGGUCUUCCAGGGGCGGACGCUCUUGUCUGUGGAGCCGGGCAAUAAGCCCUUCACGCAGCAGGAAAUCGUUGGCUUCGUAAUCGGCUCCGUGUCCAGCAUGCUGUACCUGCUCUCCCGGCUGCCUCAGAUCCGCACCAAUUUCCUGCGGAAGUCGACACAGGGGAUCUCCUACUCGCUGUUCGCCUUGGUGAUGCUGGGGAACACGCUGUAUGGGCUGAGCGUGCUGCUCAAAAACCCCGAGGUAGGCCAGGGCGAGGGCAGCUAUGUGCUGCACCACCUGCCCUGGCUCGUGGGCAGCCUGGGCGUCCUGCUGCUCGACACCAUCGUAUCCUUCAGGUUCCUGAUAUACAGGGAUGCCGCCACCUCAUCAGAGCGCCAGCCACUCCUCCCCAGCUGAGCAGGACCCAGGCCAAGCCCAGGAUGACAGGGACCUGCAGAUGCCACACUCAGGAAGGGAGAAGUAUGGGCAGUGAUGGUG
This is a messenger RNA of Physeter macrocephalus (sperm whale), 1064 nucleotides long. RefSeq names its product solute carrier family 66 member 1 (gene SLC66A1). The record is from RefSeq and is a predicted model, not a curated record. NCBI's taxonomy places the organism in Eukaryota, Metazoa, Chordata, Mammalia, Artiodactyla, Physeteridae. Gene Ontology annotation, molecular function: L-lysine transmembrane transporter activity. The transcript has 8 exons. Gene Ontology annotation, cellular component: lysosomal membrane. Bases 108 to 983 code for a protein of 291 amino acids.